AUGGCGUUUUGGCAUGUAUUUCAGAAAGUAUCUGAAUCACUUUAUCACAGCGGUAAAAUGCAGUCGUCAUUGUUAUGCAUCUGGUUGCUUUACCUGAACGCAAAUGCUCAAAAUGACAAUGCGGCGUCAAACGAUUACGCCGAAGUUCGAACUCUGCUGGAUCAAUAUUAUCAAAUAACAGCCAAAAAAUACGGAUCGUUUCAUGAUUAUGAUCCGAAAAAGGUGAGCAGAAUGUUGAAAGAUAUUCCUGCUGAAGAUGAAACUGAAGCAGGCAUUAAUCGCAGACAGGGCAUUGUGGGUGAUUUGUUCGAGAACGAUAUCCUGCUGACAUUACCACAGGCCAAGGCUCUGCUCAAAGAAACUAGCAGAAGCAGUUAG
Molecule: messenger RNA, 378 nt
Organism: Gongylonema pulchrum
Lineage: Eukaryota; Metazoa; Nematoda; Chromadorea; Rhabditida; Gongylonematidae
Source: the annotation of a GenBank genome assembly